This is a messenger RNA of Ochlerotatus camptorhynchus, 2387 nucleotides long. RefSeq lists its product as uncharacterized. The record is from RefSeq and is a predicted model, not a curated record. Bases 1227 to 2387 code for a protein of 386 amino acids. The transcript is spliced from 4 exons. NCBI's taxonomy places the organism in Eukaryota, Metazoa, Arthropoda, Insecta, Diptera, Culicidae.
ACAAGCGCUACUCCACGAACCAGGUGCGCUUCGCCUUGAUCCGCGUUGUUGGGUGGGCGCACUUCAGCUUGAUUGGUGAUUCGACGCGCGUGUUCUGCUGGGGUGGUGACGGCGACGAUGACGACGACGACGUCUGAAAUGACGGUUGACUCGCGCACGUGUGUUCUUUGGAUUAUGAUUAAAUAGUGAAAAGUGGGCAGUGUUCUAGGAUUUUAGUUUGAAAUAGUGGAAAAGUAUGUGUGCGUUUGAAGCGAUCUCUGUUAACAGGUUGCCCGUUAUCGCUUGUUUUUUUGGGGGUCAGUGCAGCAAUCAGUGGUAAAGAAAAUUGUCGGAAGGAAUAGUUGAAUUGGAGAGAUAAAUACGACCCAAAACAGUGAAGAAAUUAUUGAAUAAUAGGAAGGCUUCUUUAAAUACCGCUGAAUGGAGCCAACCUGAUUCAAUCAAGCUACCGGCUAGAGUGAGACGAAUCGAAUUGGGUGUGGUCCCAACAUUCCGAGAAUCCGUCGAUAAUGUGCGAAUUUAGGAAGAAAGAGGUAGCUUAACAAGUGUGAAAAAAAAAAAUUAAAAAAUCACUGUGGUAGAUGUUAAUCUGUGUGUUUCCUAUUUCACGUUCCUGUUGUGCAUAGUGAAUGUAGUUUGUGUGUGUGUGUAUUUCCUUACAAUUAAUAGAUCAAAAUCGAUAAUUACGCUUGGCUAGCGCUGAUGGAAAUAUAGGUUAUGAUAAGUGUGUUAUGAAUAGCACCCGCGAUAGCCGUUUUUCCUUUUGUCUUGAAAACGACGCGAGGCGGCGAUAAUUUGGAUGUGCACCCCUGUCGGCAGCCCGUUCCGAGUGAUUUCUGUGAUGAACGGAUGGAAGAAAAAUAGAAGCGUAAAAAAAUGGCAAGCUCCAUGAUUGUAAAGUGUGUACACCUAUUGGAAAAUAAUUAGCACCGCCAGUGGAAAGCAGAAGAAGUUACGCGCCAAAAAGAAAAUACCCGUCAGAAGAAAAGCCCGUUUUCGACCAUCGAUUGUGCUAUAUCAUAUCCACACACAUACACCUCGCAGUGACUGGAGCGGAGCGCGAGGGUUUUGUUUUUGAAUCUGGAACGAGCGUAGAUUAGCCAACCAACGGAAACUCACGCCUGGAUUUGUGAGUGCGAGACGACCUCCGAACGGAGCAGUUUGGUUGGAAGAUUGCUGUGUAGAAGCGGAUGCCAACUUGAAUCGAUUGGGGGGAAACACUUGCAAUGGCUUACGUCGUGUGGCGGGUGUUGGUCAAGCAGUACUCCAAGGUACGCCUUGGAGUUCAACGGAAUCCUUCGCUGGAUGAUGAUGUGACUCCCACGGCUCGUCGCGCCAAGUCCUUCGACGAUAACGCGUGGAAAAACCAGCACGACGACGAAUCAUUGAACCUUCCCUCGAAUAUUUCGGCCGUAUCGUCAGUAGCGCUUUCCUCGGGCCGUCACGGUCAUCGAUCGAUAGAAUCUGACCCCAGCUCGAGCAUCACCGCUGGGAACGCUGUCAGUUGCGGGGGAGGCUUGGACGAUAUUCUAGUAAUCGAAAGCGGUGAAAGCGAUCAUCACCAGCAUCAUCAUCAUCAUCACUAUUCCCACUGUGGAACGCUAAGUCGCGGGGAGGUACGCAAGAGCCGCUCCAAGAUGAAAAGCUACCUAAAAAGGUGCAAGGAAGCCCUAAUCGGGAGCCAAUCGAGCGAGGACACAUGUCCAAUCACACAUCACGAAGCGGUGGUUCAACAUCAACAGCAGCAGCAGCUUCAGCAACCACCGGCAGUUCAGAUCCCCACGGCCAAUUGGUAUCUGGAUGAUCAGCUGUGCGAGAUCCGACCGGAAGAUAACCGAGAACCGUACUCGACGUUUGCGUCCGCUCGGCUCAAGGAGCAACUGGAAAGCGACGAGCAGAAGCAAAAGUUGCAACUGCAAUUGGGUCAUGAGAAUAGUGCUGGGACGACGACGACGACACCACCCGAACCGGGGGUCCAAUCCCAGGAUGAUGAUCCAUUAGAUUCCGUGAAUGAAAGUGGCGCCGCUGGCGGUCUCGUUGCGCAGGGAUCAGAGGCCCGUCCCCUGACGAUGCCGCCGGUGGACAACAACAAUUUAUCAUCGAACGGUAUUGAGAAGCUGAUAGACCAGCACUUUGGGCCACUGUAUCCCGAUUACGCGGACCACACACGGCCGGUGCUGAUCCGACAGGCGCGGGAUCUGCUAGUAUGCACCUUCCACGGCGAUCUGGAGCGUUUCGAGGCUGGUUUCCUGCGACCGGCGGCAGCAAUCGUGAGCGGACUGCGGAGCGUCUAUCUUCAAGGACAGCUGAUCCACGUAAGUGACAAAUUGAAGGGUUUGGAAUGUGGAAAGGACGGAAUCGAUAGCCUGGAACGGUUAAUUUAUUGA